CACACAAACUUUUAAAMGAAAGUUGUGUCCGAAAGAAGGGCCGUCGACGACACUAUAGCUACUUUCAUAAUUAGUGCGUGUUGAUAGAUCAACAAUUGAGUGAAAAUAUCCGAAGAUGACAAAGGCGAUUCUUCGUACACUGAUCGCCAUUAUCGGUUCUCAGGCAUCAACGUGUGGCGCAUUCCACAUCAAGCACCAUCAUCUCCGUCUCGUUGGAAGAAAUGAUGCUUCAAAAUGGACAAAUGUGUGUGAUAAGGAACCACUCCAGGUUGACCGAAAUCGCGUCAAAUUAUCCAUGUCAAAUCAGUUUGAUAUUACGAAGCCCGUGUUCGAUCCGCUCUCGCUUCGAUCUGUGCGAGGUGAUGCUAUUGUGAGGUACGAUGCGACCAACCAGUCYGAACCCUUGCGCAUAAUCCUCUACGCUUUCCUCGGAUUGACACUKCUUUCGGCUCCAUUCAUCGUCGAGGCUAUCGGGUAUGAGCCAAUGAAYACUCCGACAACAAUCGCAUCUUUGGCCCUUGCAAGUGSUAGCGCGGCACUGUUUGUUCGAGAAUGCACUCGACGGGCAAGGCAACUGAAUCGAAUCGAAAAAGAACUGAAUACAGAAAGCUUACCAAUACGACUUCCGACAAAUSCUUUCUCUGAAAUGCCUUUUUCGAAACCGAUUCCAUUGAAAGUUUUCAGGGGAAUGGACAAGCCGCCUCGUAUCAUUGCGAUAUGCGGAGAUCAACCAAAAUUGAUCCGAGUUUUAAAAGACUUAGCAAUCUACCGUCAACGCUUCACCCAAGCUUCAGUGUAUGUUGUCGCUGUGUCUACUGAUGGAUCCACCGCAAGAGACUGGCAGGACUUAGACCAAAACUCCUACAAAUCUUGGCUGGCAGAUUCUUAUCAACCACAGGUCUGGUUGGAUUAUUUUCGGGGAUUGRCAAACGACGAAUCUGGUGGCGAUUUUGGCUUUCGCUGGUUUGGUUUGAACUCAAACGGAAGAUCUUUCGGAUCGGGUGAUGGGGAGAUGCAGAUGAUUCAACUUAUGGGCCAGUACGUCAGUCUCGAUAUCCUAUGUCCAAUUUUUCAUUGUAUCGUGAAGUAUUUCGCCGCGCCUGCUAUCCAUUUUAUGUUUCUCUCGUUCGUAUUAUCCCGUCUAUUCUUUGAAAUAUGUUUUGAGGUGAAAGCUUACACACUAUUUUAAACAUUUCACGUUUAUUGAUUCUUUACGAAGAUUUCUCCGACCGACCGACUUCCUGGACAUCUCAGAUGAUUCAAAUACAAAAAAACUAAGUUCCGAAACAACAGCUGCAGAGAAGGAACUAGUGGAAGCUGUCGARGUGUUUUAUAAUGCUUUAACCACUGGUGACCAAGAUUCGAUUGAUGCUAUUUUUUCACAGUCCAACACGACGGAAUUGUCAGAGGUAAGAUUUCUUUCCCAUCGUUUCAAGAAAACAUGGAUUUUGUCAGAUAGUAUUCACAUAUUGACUUCGUCAAAAAAGGCAUCACCAAUAUAUUUUUUUUGCUAUCUCAAUGAUUCAUCUCAGGUGAUUGACUUGGGUGGGCGGAUUGAU
Molecule: messenger RNA, 1559 nt
Organism: Pseudo-nitzschia multistriata
Lineage: Eukaryota; Bacillariophyta; Bacillariophyceae; Bacillariales; Bacillariaceae
Source: the annotation of a GenBank genome assembly